UCCAAAACCAUCUACAAGCUACAUCUACUUUAUUGGACCCGCUCCUUUACAUCGCCAGCUCUAUAUAUCCUACACAUGAGGUUUCAUAUCCAGGGCAACCAUUUGCAAGUGCAAGUAUGGGAAAGAAUCGACGGCGAUGCGCCAAGCUUCGGGUGAGAGAGGGCAGAGAGGAAGAGCAGGGUCGGAAUGGUGUUGACCGCGAAUCCCCACAAAUACCAACAGCAAAUGCCCCCCCUAGCAUGCAUCCAGAUUACAACCCUUUCCAACAACCUCGAAGAUCUGCGUUUUCCUCACCCAGCUCAAAGCCCAAAUCAGCGCCAUUCAAAGAUCGUGGAUGUCAACAUCAACCAACAGGUCGACGACGACAGGCAAACACCGAGCUGUCGCCACAAUCCGACUGGAAGAUGCGACAACGCAACCUCAAGAAACACCUCGUUCAAACACUCAACCAAGCCGUUCAGACAAUCGAGCUCUGGCUACCCGAAGAUACAUCGUCAGGAUUUUGUGAGAGUGAUACAGAGAGCGAUCCUGAGGAUGAGAUGGACUGGCAGCAUGAGAAGGAAACGGUCAUUCCCCAGCCGUGUGAAGUUACCUACAUCUGGAAUGUGUGUCCGAACGUCACGUUCGAAAGACCUGGUAUGGCGCAGCAGGGUGUUCAAAAGGAGAAGUUUGGAUAUGGUUAUUGUAGUGUGCGAUCUGGGAGCGCAUAGGGAUAUCAAGGUGACAAAACGAAGGUGGUACGGUUCACAGUGUUCUGAAGGAGUGAUAAGGUGUUGGGGCUCGGUGAGGGACAUGGUUUAGCGAUGGUGUUCAAGAGGUGGGCUAGGUGUCAAAUUACUGGUUCGGAGCAGGGAAUAUACUUGGAGCUGGAAGGGGAAAAGGUUCUUCGUGAUACAAUCCUCUUUCUACCUCUUAAUUAUACUUAAUCAUUCCCAGACGUUGCCAGCA
Molecule: messenger RNA, 948 nt
Organism: Mollisia scopiformis
Lineage: Eukaryota; Fungi; Ascomycota; Leotiomycetes; Helotiales; Mollisiaceae
Exons: 1
Coding region: 187-801 (204 amino acids)
Source: RefSeq, a predicted model, not a curated record